Molecule: messenger RNA, 315 nt
Organism: Manacus vitellinus (golden-collared manakin)
Lineage: Eukaryota; Metazoa; Chordata; Aves; Passeriformes; Pipridae
Gene: PAQR6
Product: progestin and adipoQ receptor family member 6
Source: RefSeq, a predicted model, not a curated record
AUGCUGCUGGUAAAGCUGCCUCAGAUCUUCAGGGUCCACAAGAUCUUCUGGGAGAGUGGGAUCAUGUCAGGAUAGCGGCACCCCAAGAGCUCAGCCCAUGGCUGUGCCCUCAGCUCCUUCUAGAUGAAGAACGAGACAGGCAUCUGGGCACACUUCCUGCUGACCUGUUGGGGAUGGGACAGGGAUGGAGACGAGGAUGGGAAUAGGAGUCACCCUCAGCCCCUGCUCGUCUACCUGCUGCUCUGCCUCUACCCCUUCCUCUCCAGCUGCACCCACGCCUUCAGCUCCAUUGCCUCCACGAUGGUGAACUACUGA